AUGGGAUUCGAGGCGCAGAUAGAUACAUUCAAACACAAGCAGAUAUGGUGCAAAUCGAUAUCAGCGUUAUCGACUAUCUCAGAGUCCAUUAGCUUUACAAUAAAAGAGGACACAUUGUCGUUAUCAUCGGUGAAUAUUAGUCGUACAUCACAUGGAGAGAUUAUAUUUAAAAGAUCAUUUUUUAGUCUGUAUGUGGUUGACUUUGACAAUAUAGGUUUGGAAGGGCUCUCUAAAGGGGAUGCAGCUACAGACUCGUCCUCGUCAUAUUCAUUCAUCAUCAAUUCAAAACAUCUUACUGCUUUGUUUCGAAAUUUCGACUCAAACAACAUGAAAUAUGUAAAGUUGAGGAUUCACUGGUCCAAUUAUGCAACAUCCAAUCUAAAAUACAAACUACUUAUUGAAAUACUAAAUAAGAAGUUGAUUAUGAAAAAGUAUCAAGCUGGAUAUCUACCUAUCACAAGAAAAGGAGUAUAUAUAGCAAAAGAAUACAAGGACUCGUUCUAUGAACAGGAGAACAGUAGCAAGAUGAUUGCACAGAAAACUCACCACAUAAUGAUUGACAUGGUUAUUCCGAAGGAAUUUCUUGAAAUGGUGCCUUCAGGAGCCGAGGAUUUCAAAAUUGACAUCAAAAAUGAAAAAGUACUGUUUGGUGGGUACACAAAAGAGGUGGUAAAGGACCGGGAUUACAUCAAACAGCCAAUGGCUGUGACUAUAACAAUAAGCCUUGAUGAACUAGCCGAUAGCAAUCUUAUAAACCCCGAUGAAUCACCUAUGCGAAUGUUGCUCAAUUUUGGAAUGAAAGAUUUCAAAAAUUUUUUAAACUUGGCCGGCGUUUUUGCAAACUCUUCAACAACACAACAAUUUGAUGAAGAAUACGCAGAUAUUGGACAUCACAGUGACUAUUUCCAUAUAUACUUUAGAAAUCCUGGUGAUCCUAUCUUGUUUGAUUUGCAGAACAAUCAACACGUUGAUGUUCAAUUCAUCCAAAUUACCGCCUCGGAUAACAAGCAGAUUGAGAAUGAAGUUGAGGUUGAUGUUCAAAAAUUGAAACGAAAACUUGAGUUAGAAGUGCCCGUGAUCCAUUCACCAGCGGGAAAGUCAGUUGAGUGUAAUGUUGAAUCAGACGAUUACCAACAAAACUCUUCCCCCGAACCCUCAAUUCAUUUUGCCUUUGGCAAACUACCGCAAAAUCGAAGAACUGUAAUAGAGUCAGGUAAGUUGACCCAACAGCAAAACACAGGAUGUAUUCCAUCAGAGGUGAAUGAGGAUGUGAUCACGUACAACCAAGGUUCGUUGGAAUCGACAGUAAAAAAUGACGACACCGAAUAUAGCGAUUCAGAGGAAGAAGUUAAUGAACCACCAUUGAAAAGAAGGUUGAUCGAUGAGGAGGAACUUGGCCCAACACAAGUAGAAAAGCCAAAAUCUAUUUUUUAG
Molecule: messenger RNA, 1434 nt
Organism: Lodderomyces orthopsilosis Co 90-125
Lineage: Eukaryota; Fungi; Ascomycota; Pichiomycetes; Serinales; Debaryomycetaceae
Gene: DDC1
Product: Ddc1p
Exons: 1
Coding region: 1-1434 (477 amino acids)
Biological process (GO): DNA repair; cellular response to ionizing radiation; mitotic intra-S DNA damage checkpoint signaling
Cellular component (GO): checkpoint clamp complex
Source: RefSeq, a predicted model, not a curated record